Messenger RNA from Mugil cephalus (flathead mullet), 2650 nucleotides. It is a transcript of the gene dbnlb, whose product is annotated as drebrin-like b. The record is from RefSeq and is a predicted model, not a curated record. Bases 82 to 1515 code for a protein of 477 amino acids. The transcript is spliced from 15 exons. Gene Ontology annotation, biological process: positive regulation of axon extension; neuron projection morphogenesis; regulation of actin filament polymerization. Gene Ontology annotation, cellular component: lamellipodium; cortical actin cytoskeleton; actin filament. Lineage: Eukaryota; Metazoa; Chordata; Actinopteri; Mugiliformes; Mugilidae. Gene Ontology annotation, molecular function: actin filament binding.
CCGCCCAUCACUAGUCAGCACCACUCCUCCAAUAGGAAGCAUAGCUAGUUAGCUAGCGGGCUAGCUGUACUCAGCAAAGCGAUGGCAGUUAACCUCAUCAAAAACGGUCCUGCGUUAACGGCUGCUUUCAAAGAAGUGGUUGAUGAAAAAUCCAGCACCAACUGGUGCUUGUUCACCUACGAGGGGAACAGCAAUGAUAUCCGCCUGGCAGAAAAAGGGGAUGGAGGCCUGGAGGAGCUGGUGGAGGAGCUCAACAGUGGAAAAGUGAUGUACGCUUUCUGCCGCGUCCAGGAUCCAAAUUCCGGUCUGCCUAAAUAUGUCCUCAUCAACUGGACUGGAGAAGGUGUAAAGGAUGCCAGGAAGGGAAUAUGUGCAAAUCAUGUCAGCUCCAUGGCCAAUUUCCUUAAGGGAGCUCAUGUAACGAUAAACGCCAGAGCAGAGGAGGAUGUGGAGCCCGAAGCGAUUAUGCAAAAAGUGGCUAAAGCCUCUGGAGCCAACUACAGCUUCCACAAAGAAGCUCCCAGCCGCUUCCAGGACAGCGGCCCCCAGGGUCCUGUGGGUUCAGUGUACCAGAAAACCAACGCCAUGUCAGAAAUCAGAAAGACCAAUAAAGACAACUUCUGGGCACAGGCUGAGAAAGAAGAGGAGAAACGUCGGCAGGAGGAGCGGCGCAAGGCGGAGGAGGAGCGCCAGCACCUGGAGCGAGAGAGGAAAGACAGAGAGGUCAAGGAGGCAGCACUGAGGGACAAAAGGGAUAAGGAGAGGGCCUCUCAAAUCGAUCAACAAAAGAAGUACCAGCAGCAGCAGGAAGCCGAGACUAGAGAGCAAGAGAAACAACGCUGGGAGGAGCAGGAGCAGGCCCAGGCAGCCCAGGGGAAAGGAGUCAGGAGAGGUGAAUCUGUGGAGAAGGCCAACGAGGCUGCUUCUCUCAUCUCUCAACGUGCCAUGAACCCCAGAGAGAUGUUCAAGCAGAGAGAGAGGGGAAUGACCCCCAGCGACUCAGAUGUCCCCCCAGCCGCCCCGGCUAGCCCUCAGCCAGGGCGCCUCCAAAGCCCUUUUCUGUCUAAGCCAGUGUAUGAAUCUGAGCCGGCCAGCUCGCCUCAGCGCCAAGCUUCUCCUGUGCCAGGGGGCUCCGCCUCUCCUGUCCGUGCCACAGAGCCUGAUUUAGAUGAUGGGCAGUCCAGGUGUGAGUAUGAUGAGCAGGAGGCAGCACCCCAGGAGGAGAUUAAAGAAGAGCCACCGGCUGCCAACUCGUACGUCCAAGAGGAGGUUUACGAGGAGCCCGCUGAGGUGGAGGAGAAUACCUACGACACGACUGUCGAAGAGACACCAGCAGACAGAGGCACCUGUGCCCGAGCCCUAUAUGACUACCAGGCUGCUGACGACACGGAGAUCUCCUUCGACCCCGACGACAUCAUCACCGGGAUCGAGAUGAUAGACGAAGGCUGGUGGCGAGGCUACGGGCCGGGCGGCCAUUUUGGAAUGUUUCCAGCGAAUUACGUGGAGCUCAUCUAGCCCAGCACCCACAAACGCCCCUCCCCCUCCCCACAGAUCAUCUUAGUGCAGGAGGACACGGAUGAUACGAGCAGUUUAAAGUUAGUCCUCACACACACGACAGAUCACGUUCAACGGAGCAUAUGAGCCUCCACCUCUUGGACCAACAUGAAAGAUAGAGACAUGGGCCAGAAGCUUAUGAAACUUCUCAUUUCAAGAAAGCAAUUCCAUUAAACUGUUGAUGUCGUAAGCAACUGAUGGCAUAGUACCGACCAAAACCCCCCCUCCCCAAAAGUAUCUGUAAACGUGAUCAGCCCUAAAGUCAGUUGUGAGCAUUGACGGCACUUCUAUUCACAUUCCUUACAAAGUGGCUUCAGUUCUUUUUCAGGUAUGAUUUAGUUGUUAAUUGUAGCAGUUCCUAGUUUUCAUUUCAGGACAAAAAAAAAACAAAACAAAAAAAGAACAAGAAAGAAAUCAAGGAUGGUUCCAGUAACAUGCAGAAUAUUUUGCCUUGUUUUUUUGCCUUUCUUUACCAGCAGACUGAAUUUUCCUUGUUCUGUUUUGUGAAAGAAGUGUGACAUCCUGUGUGAAUUUCAAACCUAUUCUGACCUGACUGUGAUUGAAAUGAGUAUUUAAAACAAAAGAAAACAAACAAAAAAAAACUGGUGACGUUUGCUGUGGUAGACUUUAUCAUUUGAAUGCUCAAAAUGGUUAAGAUCCUUUUAACUGUGACUGAAUAACUAUUUUCAUUUCAAGUCCUUCCUCACUUGAACCGUGUCAUUUCAACAUAUUUAAAUUCUCAAGUAUGAGCUGAAAAAGAAUCAAAGGCAUUAUUUUACUUUUUAUGGACUGAUGUUGACCUCUGAUAAGUCACGUGUGGUGGUUUGGUGCCAUAACGAGGGCAUGUGAAGGAAAUUGGUGGCAUUUUAAUUUUGACAUUUGAACCGCUUGAUAGCAGAAUUUAUGCAAGAUCUCUAUUUUUUAUCAUGGAACUAAAUUCUCCUCCUGGAGCUUCGGGGUCAGUUGACAAAAAGAUAAAAUCAAACUGAUCGUGAACGCAAUGAGGUGUCAUGUUUCCAUCGCAUCCUUCAUGUUCGUUUCUCCAGAGUCUAUUGUAAUGCACAUUCUUCAUAAUAAAAGAAAUAAUCAAGCUGCA